AGAAAGUGAAAGUAAAAUUCAUAUUGCUGGAGCUCAAACAGUCAAAAUGGCUUCACUAACUAUAUCUGCAGAAGAGCUUUCUUGUCCUGUGUGCUGUGAAAUCUUCAAGGAUCCCGUUGUUUUAUCAUGUAGUCACAGUUUCUGUAGAGAGUGUCUUAAGCAGUUCUGGAGAAUCAAGAAAACCCAGGAGUGUCCCGUCUGCAGGAGAAGAUCCUCAAGAGAUAAUUCUCCAUGUAAUCUUGCGUUAAAAAAUCUGUCUGAGUCAUUCCUGAAGAAGAAAAACGAGAGCCAUUCAUCAGGAUCUGAGGAGAUCUGCAGUUUACACAGUGAGAAACUCAAACUCUUCUGUCUGGAGGACAAACAGCCAGUGUGUUUAGUGUGCAGAGAUUCACAACAACAUGACAAUCAUAAAUUCAGACCCAUCAGUGAAGCGGUUUCGUCAUAUAAGGAGGAGCUCAAUUCAGCUCUUAAGUCCUUACAAGAGAAAGUUAAACACAAUGAAAGAAUUAAACAAGAGUUUGAGGAAACAUUUCAGCACAUCAAGUCUCAAGCUAAGCACACAGGGCAUCAGAUUAAACAGCAGUUUGAGAAGCUUCAUCAGUUUCUCAGAGAUCAAGAAGAAGCUUCAAUCACUGCACUGAGGGAGGAAGAGAAGCAGAAGACACAGAUUAUGAAUGAGAAGCUGAAGGAGCUGACCGGACACAUCUCAGCUCUUUCACAAACAAUCAAAGAUAUGGAGGAGAUGAUGAAAGCCAGUGACAUCUGCUUUCUGAAGGAGUUUCCAGUCUCAAUGGAAAGAGCCCAGAUCGCAUCACAGCCAGAUCCACAGACACCUUCUGGAGCUUUGAUUAAUGUGCCACGUUACUUGGGCAACCUGCCCUUCAGAGUCUGGAAGAAGAUGCAGGGCAUCAUCCAGAACACUCCUGUGAUUCUGGAUCCAAACACUGCAGAACCACGUCUCGUCGUGUCUGAUGAUCUGACCAGUGUGAGAAACAGUGCAGUCAAACAACCUGUUCCUGAUAAUCCGGAGAGAUUUAGACAUUAUUUCUGUGUUCUGGGCUCAGAGGGUUUUAACUCCGGUACACACUGCUGGGAUGUAGAGGUCAAAGAAAGUGGAUGCUGGAUUCUUGGAGUAACAACAGCAUCAAACCGGAGGAAGGGAGCUUUUUUCUUUAACAAUGAUGUCUGGUGUGUGAGGUACAGAUGGUCUUUUGAUUGUGGUUUUGGUGUUGAACAGCAGCUUGAAUAUGUGAGAGUGAAUCUGGACUAUGACAGAGGAACAGUGUCGUUCUCUGAUCCUGUAACUAACACACAUCUACACACAUUCACAACCACCUUCACUGACACUGUCUUUCCAUUCUUCUGGUGUCAUUUUUCUUCCUCUCUGAGGAUCUUAGCGAUCAAUAGUCUGUAAUCAUUACUUCUGCAGCUCUGGAUCUUCCUGCUUUCAUCGUGUUUCAACAUUUAAUCACAAGUACAAGACUACUUUCUGAAUAUCAGCAUGGUUGUGAUUGAUAGUUUAACUGUGAUCACUGAUGGAUAUUAAAAGGUGUCAUCCGAUGCUACAUGC
Carassius carassius (crucian carp) is the source of this 1570-nucleotide messenger RNA. RefSeq names its product E3 ubiquitin-protein ligase TRIM35-like. The record is from RefSeq and is a predicted model, not a curated record. NCBI's taxonomy places the organism in Eukaryota, Metazoa, Chordata, Actinopteri, Cypriniformes, Cyprinidae. The transcript is spliced from 6 exons. The coding region runs from base 47 to 1414 and encodes 455 amino acids. Gene Ontology annotation, molecular function: zinc ion binding; protein binding.